AUGGCAGAACACAAAUUCUACCCGUAUACUGACAACGGCGGCUCAACCCUCGGUCUCCGCGGCAGAGACUACGCCAUCCUCGCAGGCGACACACGCUCCACAAGCGGCUACAGCAUAAACUCCCGCCUCGAGCGGAAAGUAUUCACCAUUGAAGACGGCAGUAGCAGCGCCGACUCUCAAAUCGCUCUCUCGGUAGUGGGUUUCGCCGCCGAUGGAAGGGACCUCAAGGAGCGGCUCGACGCUAUGGCUGCCGCUUAUAGGUACCGACAUGGGAAGAGGAUCGGGCUUGCGGCCUGCGCACAGCGGCUGAGUACUUUGCUGUACCAGAAGCGGUUUUUCCCGUAUCAGUUGCAGACGAUGCUGGCGGGGAUAGAUGCGAGUGGUCGUGGGAUGCUUUAUAACUAUGAUCCGGCGGGGAGUUGUGAGGAGAGAGCCUAUUGUGGGGCUGGAGUGGCGGGGGCCUUGAUGGUUCCUUUUGUGGACGGGCAGGUGGUGGUGCAAGGUGGUCUCGACUGUGAGGUUGGAGAGGCUUUGGUGCGGGAUGCGUUUAGGGGGGCCGCGGAGAGACAUAUUGAAGUUGGGGACUACUUGCAGAUGAUGAUUGUUACGAAGGACGGGAUCCGCGAAGUGUUUGCUGAAUUGAGGAAGGAUUGA
Aspergillus candidus is the source of this 654-nucleotide messenger RNA. Its product is annotated as nucleophile aminohydrolase. Lineage: Eukaryota; Fungi; Ascomycota; Eurotiomycetes; Eurotiales; Aspergillaceae. The transcript is spliced from 2 exons. The record is from RefSeq and is a predicted model, not a curated record. Gene Ontology annotation, cellular component: proteasome core complex. Bases 1 to 654 code for a protein of 217 amino acids.